AAAAACGAAACGAAAAUACUCAGCAGCAACGAUAUCCAAUCAGAGCAACUGUUAUUAUGUGGAAAGGCGGGAGGAAUGACAAAGACAUCCAAUCAGAAUACGAAAUUUUGUAUGGUGAGGCUACAACCAAACUAACACCCGGGACGAUGUUAUAAACAGUUCAUCUUUGUUUCGUUUUUCGUGACGAAGAGAUCUUGAAACAAUGUCCACUCUAGGGAGAAAAAGAAGAGCUGACGUAUGGACACAUUUCACAUACGAUGCGACACAAAACAAGACACUAUGUAAACUGUGUGGUGCGACUAUUACCGGCAAAAACACAACAAACUUGAAGCGACAUUUGCAGACAAGUCAUCCAGAAAUCCAUGCGAAGCUGCAGAAGACCCCAGGUGACCCCAGCGGGCCACCUGGAGCAAAGAAAGCCAAAGAUACCCAACAGAAUAUUUCAGCAGUGCUUCAAAGUGUUUCAAAGUACAACAGUGACUCUAAAGAGCAAGUGAGCAUCGAGAAAGCAAUAGCUAAAUGGAUAGGAUGCACAGGAUUACCAGUCACUACUGUUGAAGAUGAGGACUUCAUUCUCAUGAUGGAGACUGUUGAUAAAAAGCUGACUGUUCCAAAUAAAAUUAAAAUAAGAAACCUGAUAGACAAACACUAUGAAGAUGAAAAAAAGAAAAUCAGGACAAGAUUGGCUGCCGCUCGGAGAGUAUCUGUUGGCAUUCACUUGUGGACCAAAAGGGGACUUACUGCUUCAUUUCUGGCUAUUAGUUCAUGCUACUUUUGUGUUGAACAAAAUAAACCUGAGCACAUAUUACUGGCUUUGGAACAAGUAGCCCACCCAUACACUGCACUGUCAAUAAAAGCAUGUGUGGAUAAAUGUAUGCAAGAGUGGGAUGUGCCAAAUGAGAAGAUCAUCACAGUGAUUACAGACAACGGGAGUAAUAUGGUGGCAGCAUUCAAACACACCACAUCAGAGGAAGAAGAAGUCAUCUCUGAGGAUUCAGAAGAUUUCCCAGUGAUGGAAAGUGACCCUAAACUGGAAGCUGAUGAAAUCCGGUACCAUAAUUUCAACAUGGAACAGAUGCCAUGUGUGGUGCUCUCCUUACAACUUGUGGUCCACCUGAUGCAGAAGGAGGCAAGUGUCAAGAGACUCCUGGAUAAAGCAAGGUCGGUGGUGAAACUCUUUCUCAAGUCCUCUGUUGCAACACAAUGGAUCUUGGAUGAGUGUGGCCUUACUGUUAUUAAUGACUGCCCCACACGCUGGUCAAGCACAUUUAACAUGAUUGCACGUCUCCUCAAAGUAAAAGACUCAGUCUGCCAAAUAACAAAUGUCAUGGGUUGGGACAGCUUGCUCCCUAGUGAGUGGCAAAAGCUGAAGUCCUUGCAUGAGCUGCUGCUGCCUUUUGCAGAACAUACACAAACCCUUCAGAGUGACACUAUGUCCAUGUCCCUGGUUGUUCCUGCUCUAUUUGACCUGCUCAGCUACCUUGCUGACUUUGAAGAGAACACCAGCUAUCAGGAUCUUGCUACUCUUGCAGGGAAAAUGAAAGGAAGUAUAAACCUUCGGUUUGCUCACAUCUUGGAUCCUACUGAUGAAAAGUUCUCAGCGCUUGCAGCAGCUGCUUGCUUUGUCAACCCUAACGUCUGUGAAACACUUGUUAACGUAACUAAUGACAAUAUUCAGGAACUGCUCAAACAGGCAGAAGAGUAUCUGGUCCAAUCCACACAGGCACACUCACAACAUGAAGCUGAGUCUGAAGAUAAUGGAGACGAGAACAGGAAGGAACAAGAAGAACCAGAAGUGGUACCAUCCACGUCAAAGAAGCCAGUCUUCAGGUUUCACUCAAAAUGCUGCUCAACACCUAGACAGAGGUCUUCCACAAACACCAUGAGGCAGCAAAUCAGAAAGUACAAGGAAGAGCUUUCACAACCAAUCACAUGUGACACAGGAACAGAGUUUUGGCUGGAAAAAAGCGACUCUCUUUAUCCCAGCCUAAAACCUUUUGCGUUGGACCUCUUGGCUAUGCCAGCUUCUCAAGCCUUUGCAGAGAGAGUGUUUAGUGUCACAGGUGACCUCACAAGAGGCAAGCGUAACAGAGCAAAGGCCACUUUAGCACAAAGUGCUUACCUUAAAAUGAAUCGAACUAAAUAAAUCUUGUGAUAUUAGCAGUACUUGUAUAGAAACAUAAUGUAUAAUCUGAUUUUAAGGCAUUAAUCUGAAUUUGUUUUCUGGGUAUUUAGAGAGCUGUUCUAUGCCAAGAGUUGGUUUUUAUGCCCAUUCACUGAUAGAUGCUGUUUAGUAGUUAUGGUGAAAAUGUUAUAUUAGAAAGACUGAACUUACUGCAUUACCUUUUAAAUUUUUUUUUCAGUAAUUAUUGGUUUUUAAUAACCUGUUGGAAUUAUAAAUCUUUUUUUUUCCUUUAAAUGUGUUUAAGGAUUUUAUUUUAAAUAUUUAGUAUUGAUUUGCAGAAGUGACAUUUAUGUUUUUAUUUUAAUAUCCAGGGAGUGAAGGCCUGAAAACAAAAUAUGGUACUUUUAAGUCUGUGUUUUUUGUUUGAACUAAUGGUCCUCUUGCAUUCACAGUAUUAAGUGAUGUGAAGAAUGCCUGGCAAUCUAAUGUUUUUUUUUUUUUUUAUUUAAGACGAGCAGAUCACCAGUUCCUAUUUUAUUUUAAGAAAAAAGCAAGGCAAAGUUAAAAGGUUUUUUCAAACAAGUAAAAUCUCUGUGUCUGUGCAAGUAUUAUAUGUUCAAACUUGACAGGUUAAUGUUUAAUUUUUUCUAGAUAUAACUUCAAAACCUUCAUGGAAACUUAGAAAAAUGCUUUAAAAUUUACCCUGUAUUUUAGUCAACUAAAUCUACUGUAGUUUAGUCAACUAUAAUAUGAUAUUUAGUUGACUAUAACUAAACCUAAACUUAAGAUUACUAAAUUAUGACUAAAACUAUACAUUUUAGUAAUAAGACUAUGACAAAAACUAAAUCAAAAUUUGCUGUCAAAAUUAACACUGGUAUAAAGUGCAUUACAAUAGUCAAGACGAGCCGUGAAAAAAGCAUGGAUUAAAUAUCAAAGUGAUGCAACUUUACCCAGUUGUCGCAGAUAAAAAAUACUGGAUUUCACAUCUGAGUUAAUCUGUGCAUCAGACUUGAAAUUGCUGUCUAGCUUUAAACUGAGGUUUGUAGCUGUAGGUAGCAAAUACUGCUUUAACGUGCUUGGAUCAAGAUCAGUUUUGUAGGCCCAAACAACAAAAGUCUUUUUGUCAUUUAAAUGCAAAGAAUUUUGAGACAUCCAUGCAUUCAUUUCAAUAAUACACCCGAGUAAGUGAUUUGUAACAUAAGUCUGACUAUAGUCAGCAUAAUAAUGAAACGCAAUAUUAAACUUCCUAAGAAUUGAGCCAAGAAGAAAUAGGUAAAGUGAAAGGAGAAAAGAGGCCCAAGGAUAGAACCUUGAGGGACCCACAUGUGAGAGGUGCUGGAGAGGACUCAGCAGCCCCAAAGCAGACACAGAAGCUUCUCUCUGUUUGACCUAAACCAAUCCAAAGCACCACCCUGAAUACCCACAGAGCUCUCCAGGUGAGAUAAAAGGAUCUGAUGGUGCAACUGUG
This is a messenger RNA of Melanotaenia boesemani (Boeseman's rainbowfish), 3593 nucleotides long. Its product is annotated as E3 SUMO-protein ligase ZBED1-like. The record is from RefSeq and is a predicted model, not a curated record. NCBI's taxonomy places the organism in Eukaryota, Metazoa, Chordata, Actinopteri, Atheriniformes, Melanotaeniidae. The coding region runs from base 203 to 2146 and encodes 647 amino acids. The transcript is spliced from 3 exons. Gene Ontology annotation, molecular function: protein dimerization activity; DNA binding.